GGGAGCACCCGGUUACGUCUCAUAGAAAACACACAAACUCGCGUACCAUUCGUUUGACGCGUUCGAACUAACAAUUGGCAAUUCGGAAAUCUAAAAUAAUUCGAUAUUCGUUUAACGACUUAUUUUUAGUGCCAGAUAUCAAAUGUCGCGUACAGUAUUAAGAUUCUUGGGAUGCAGUUGUUGUGUUUAUGAAUGAUGGCUCAUGUGUUUCGCCGGUGAGCCAUGGAUGAAUUGUGCGUGCAUUGGAUGUUUGAAACGCAGCCAUGAGUACCGAAGACAGAGCGAACAUAUUCACUGACGACGAUGAAGACUUGCGUCCACGACAGCAGAGUUUGGGAGGAGUGUUACGCCGCGAAGGUAAUUGGAAGUGCUUCAUGCUGACCCUCAUGAUCGCGGGGUGCCUAGGCUCCGUCGCUUGGUGCAAUACAGCUGAGAUCGAUCGAGACCUCAUCGAUUUCAGCAAUUUUCUCUCCAUCAGGCACCCCAUCAAGCGAACGGUACGCGAGUCACCCUGCGACGUUGGAUACGCAUACAUUCCUAUUGCGUUCGUAUUAUUAUUAUAUUUGGUCUAUUUGGUCGAGUGCUAUCACAGCACUGCCAGGAUCCAGCUGACGAAGAGAGUUGACGUGGCUGCAGUAUCUGCAAGGGUUCAUGCAAUGAGGAAUGCCACUCCAAGGGUUUGGUGGAAAGCGAUAUGCUAUCACUACGUUCGUCGAAAACGCCAAGUCACCCGAUACCGCAACGGAGAUGCCUACACAACAACUCAGGUGUACUACGAGAGAGUGAACACGCACAGCGCCAGUACAUCAUUUGCGCACGCCUGUUGUGGACAACGUGACGCCUCCAGGAAUCUCGUGCUGGACACCAAGACGCCCAUCACCAAAGUCCGGUUCAGCAAGGGUUUCGCUUUCGCCAACAUCGAAGCUGCCAGUGAAUUCGAGGACCAGCGUUCGAGAUUUUUCGCGGAACAUGAAAGAUUCGAUGAUUUCAUGGAGAUGAGGGAGGGAUUAGACUUAAUUGGAGUGAGUUCGUUCAAGGAAUACAUGGUAGCUUACAGAGACGCCGACCACUGUCCAUGGUAUUCAUCACAGAUUCUCUUCUGGACACUGUCUUGUCUUCUGUUGUCGUGGCCUCUGAGAAUUCUAAUAGAAUGUAACACUGCCUAUGUCCAUUACACAAUAACGAAAAUAUUUGGAACAAAUUACGAAUUAGAUCCAAGUCGUCAGCUCGAUAUAGACACUCAUGUUUCGGAUACAUUGCCGCCUGUUACCGCUACGAAUUACGCGUGGGCCCUAGCGGACGAGCAAUGUACACCACUCCGCUCGGCACCGCGCCCUGUCAGGACAUUACCCUUGUCUCACGCCUCCACUGUAGACAGCUUAGAACUAUUCGCAGCCAUCCGAGGAAACUGUGCCUUAGUACCAUCAUACUCUGAAGCGAUGCGUAUAGACGCAGCUCUGAGGGAGGGUAUUAAUGAAAAUGCAAAUAGCGUACUAGUUGAUAUUGAAAAUGAAACGCGACCGAACCGGCCAACUGUCAAGGCCUUGUCGUUUGAUGAGCCGCCGAGGAGACCGCGGGCUGGUAUAGCCAGCACGCAUUCCAGUUACAACAUCAGCUCGAACACACGCACUGAUGAAGCGAAACAGCAGAACAGACGUUCAUGGGCUGGUGUUUUAACAACAGCUCGCAGUGCUCGACAAAUCAUUGAAGACUUUAGAUCAUCGAACCAGUCCAGCUAUCAACAGCUGAAUGAGGCUCGAAGCACCAACGGAGAGCCGACGCUAUAUUACUCAACGGAGUUAUCGCCGACCUGCUCGAGAGACCCUUUCGGUGGUCGAUCGCAAACAACUCCGACGGACGAGCCUCCGUCGUACGAGGAAGCGCUGAAGCUACCGGCUCUGCGAAAGCUGACCAGGUCCAUAACCGGUACCGAUUUAGCUGGCUCCAGGAGAGCGUUCCUGAGGGAUGUUGUCGCAAACAGACGUUCGUGCUUAGAAGGAGUCGGGGUUUUAGCUGAGGCCAAAGUGGUCAGGUUGUCUUGCACUGAAGGCGAAGAAACACAUCUAUAGCGCUUUUUGAAUCGCCUAGCUGACUUAUGGUGCAUAGUUUAGUGUAAAAACGAAAAAUUCAAAAGUGACACAAGCUGAUAUAAUAAUAGUGUUUGUGAUGUAUUUACAAGCUUUGAGUUUGUCGAAGCGUUCGAAAGAGCUUUGCAUUUAAUAUUGUAGCAAGUAAAUGUGUUUGUUUAAGCUGUAUAGAUUAAUGAAAAUACACCAAUAAUAUUAAUUAUAAGGUAAAGUAUCUUCAGUGAGAUUGGUACCAAAAAUAAUAUUCUAAGGGAUAUUCGUUCGGUCUUGUAUUUAUUAAGAAUACAAAGAAUUGUAUAAAAACAAAAGAUGUUCGCAAAAUUUGUGUAUUUAUUGUAGCAGCUUUUAUAAUGAAGGAUUAAUUAAUUAAGGAAAAAUCGUUCGAACGAAACGUGUUGUAGAUAGACGGUCAUAAUUAGAAAAUAACAAUUGGGUCUUUUGUUUAAAAUUAUACCCUGUCGGAAAUGUUAUUAUGAGAACAAAUUUUCUGAAAUUUCAUUUCUAAUUAAAAUAAUAAGACUUCAUAAUUAUAUUUUUGGCAUUGAACAAUCAUUCAUUCAGUCUACAGGACCAUUUCCUCUGUUUGAUUUUCUUCAUUAUUUCAUAAUAAAUACCUCUAAAAAUAAGUAUUUUUUGUUAGAACCACUUCAAAAUCCGUUGUAAAAAAGCAGCAAUGAUUUGAAAUACAUAAGAAGAUUCAUCUACCCGCACGGGUUUACAAUACGUCCUAAACUGAAGUGAUGUUUGCUAUUGUAACCCGAUUCGUUCUUAUAUUACACUUAUUAUUUACUAGCAGCCCGCUAUAUUUGACGUUGUUUUAUUUUUUUAAAUGAAAGCACACCUUUUGCGGCUUAAUUAUAAUAGUUAAACAUAUGCUGUCGCGACAUUUUUUGUAAAUAAUAAUGUGUUCAACAAAGUCGUAGUACAUUAUUUUAUUCUAUAAUGAAUAGUUUUCGCAGGCACGCGAUGUAAAGAAUAUUUUAGGUAAUUUUUUACACCUUGGGUUAUAUUAUUACAGUUUUAGUAAGGAUCCCUAAUUUUUUCAAAAAAGAUUAUGCCUAUGUCACUCGAGAAUAGUGUAGCUUCCAAAAAGUGAAAGAAUUUUUCAAAUCGGUUCAGUACUUUCGGAGCUUAUUCAAUACAAACAAACAAACAAAUCUUUCCUCUUUAUAAUAUUAGUAUAGAUAUUUGCAAAAUACUAUGCAAAAAUUAUAAUUUAAGCUUUAUUUUAAUUCUAUCCACUAAAUGUUAUAAUGUUUCGCUAUAUUAUAUAAAUGAAGGACAGUCUAGUAAUGUUUUUUUUUGUUUUUGUUUAUUGGAUAGAUGCGAGCUUUUGUUUACUUAGUGUUAAGUAGUUAUAGGAGCUCAUACACAUCACAACGUUGAUGCCGUCACCUACUAUUAGACUUACGAUCUAAGUGUCAAUAUUGGAGCUUUUUUUUUUGGGCGGAGGCCGAACCUUAUUAGAAAUUUCCGCGCCUAAGGGGCGAAGUAUGUGGGUUUUGUUGGUUUGCGGAUAAGAUCGCGGUCCCAGGGACCUUACUCAAUAAACCACUCCAUUUGCACUCUCUCACCCGACGCUUGAUCUCCACCCGGGACGAACAGAGUAGGGGAAAUUGUAUAGCUGCCCCUAAGUUUCUAAAAGAAACGUUUGACCCAUCCCAGUACAAAUAGAUAUUAUGGCAUCUACCCGAGCGGACUCUCAAUAUACUCCUUACAAUCAUUAAAUGUCAUUUAAAAAUAAUGAUAUGAAUAGUUCAUAAGUCUAUUUAAGACCGCGUUUGAUCGUUGAGCUUGAGUUCGCGCGGAUGGGUACCACCACCCUGCCGGUUUCGGUAUUGAAGCAGUCAUGCGUUUCGGUUUCAAGGGUGGGGUAGCCGUUGUAACUAUACUGAGACCUUAGAACUCAUAUCUCAAGGUGGGUGGCGGUAUUUACGUUGUAAUCACUUAAAUACCACAGUAAUCGUGAAGUCGUCCACCCAGCUAAGUAAUAAAAUAAAAAACCUACUACAAGUUUGAAGCAAUAAAAAUUCGAAGCAAUAAAAUAAAGACAACUAAUUCGUUUGUUUGUUAACAAAAGCAACAUUUAAAAUACAGUUUCUAUUUUAUUUUCAUUAAGAACUUUGUGAUUAUAAAUUGCUUUGUUUUCGGAAUAAAGAGGUAUCAGUUUUAGAGUUCAUCGUGUUUUUCUUUGCCAUAGUCGACAGUUCAGUUCAGUUGUUGUUUGUGCUGGCAAAAACUCGUCAGACUCCUGCAUAUUUCUGCCGCGAUAUAACUAUGUGUUUAAAGCCUUUUUAUUGCCAAUGUAAACAGACAAGGUUACGGUCCAUCUGAUUAUGUGUGGUUGUUGUCGCGCAUUCCUCGUGAUGUAAUCCGCACGGCAGAGCAAGGCAUGUCAUCAAGCCAUUUCAUGUCACUGAUACAGGAUAAACUCCGUGGGGGAGACGACCAAAGCUUGUCUAACGCUGGCCUUAAUAAUCAUGAUAUCGAAACAGUAGCCCUCAAUGACUGUGAUACCCUAAGCUACUAACUUCAACAGAAGUGCCUUAUUCCAGACCCGUCGAAGGUCAUCGCGAUAUCAAGGCUCAAAACGAGAACCUCACCCUUGGUCUCUAAGGCCUGAGCACAGCUUUAUGGUACACAAGAAGAUCAGCAGCUGACCGACCGUGAUGGAAACCUUACUAAUCAGCUGGCGGUUCACAAGGCACUUUAUGAAACAGCCGAUCCACAAUCCAAUUGAGGUUCCCACUUCAUGUCUCAAGGUGAAUGGUGACAUUCGGGUUGUGAUGUCUAUGGGUCUCGAUAACCAAUUUACAGUCGGCCGAGAGCUGGUUAAUUCAUCCAAGCAAAUACCUUUUAAUAUUGCAAACAAAACAAAAAUGAAAUGACGAAAAUUUUUCCAAUAUUAAAAAAUAAGUCUACUAAUUAAUUAGAUCUCUAUUAUUUUAAUCGUAUCAAAAAUAUAUUUUAAUCUAAUUGAAAUUAUUUUAGAACUAUUUCUUGAAUCUUUCUCGUUACAACUAAAAUGUAUUUUGUUUUAAAAAAUAUUUCUAAAACCCGUCCAAGUUGCUUAUAAUAUAAACUUUUCUCAUUUCAUUACUUAUUAAAGAUUAUCUCCAUGAAAUUGAAAUCCUAGCUUACAAAUAUAUAUUCAUGACUGCUUGUAAAUAAAUUAAAGUUAACUAGAAUGUAAGUGUAAAUAAAAUAAGACGUAAUCAUAAUUGAAGGUUUAUCCGAUUUCGUCGCUUUUUUAUUAUUUUAUUACAGAUUACUAUGAACUACGAUGGUGAGAAUUUUGCAACGCACUGAUAAGCAUACGAAGCUUACACAGUGCAUUUCAGAAAUCAUUUAUAACCUGCGGCUUUGUAAUGAUUAUUUUCCUUGGUAUUAUCAGCACUAAAACGAGGUUUGAAAAGAGUUUGUAUUCAUUGUCAGGUGUUUUGUUGUACGGCAUCUCCGGCAUCGAUUGUUGACAACAGCAAAAAAAACAUUUAUAUUUUGCAGUAAAAAUAAACUAAACUAUUUAACUAGCUAAUAAAUUAUUUUCGACGCUUCGAAAACAAUUUUCGUGGUUACGAAUGACUGAUUUUUUUCCAAAAUUUUCGCAAUCAGCACUUUGUAAACCAUAAACUGAUUAAGGUGUAAACGUUGUCUUCAUGAUGGUUUGCUAUAAUCUUCUAGAAUCUCCAUUUAGAUAGGUAUUCAUAUGGCAGGUGUACAUUAUGUUUAUACAUAAGGGAUAUAGUUUUGAAUGAAGCUAGCCUGCAUAGCACACCCGGACAUAUGCUUAGUCUGGCCAUAAAUACUGUUACAAAGGAAAACAAAAAAAAAUCUAUGGCAAAUAACAUUUAUUACUUUUACAGUGUGUUAGUUUAAUACAUAAAUAUAAAACAAUUUAAAGUAUAAAAAGCUUAUUCGAAGUGGUCUCCAUUGGCUGCAAUACAGUCCUUUAAACGUUGAGGCCAGUUAUCAAUAGAAGCACACACUCUUUCCAUGGGAAAAAUUUUCACUGCCAAUCGUACGGAUUGUUUUAGGGACUCCAAAUUAUCAUGGCGUUUAGAGCAAGCCGUACUCUCUAAAACUGACCAUAAAUCAUAAUCCAGCUGAAAGUGCUAUCAUGGAUAUGCUAAUCAACAUAUUUAAUAAAAAUGAUGUUUAAUUAACCGGAUAAAAGUAUUCCUGUAAUAAUAUUUCUAGUAUUAUACUAUAGCAAAUUUAUUUCUAGAAUACUUGGGUAUCUUUUGUUGAUAUGACCAUCUUUGUAAUUAAAUAACAAAAGUGAUAAAUUUUAAAAUAAAGUGCCAAUAACUAGGAUUAACACUUACAUGUAUCUUUGUGUGUAAGAGUUAAAAUUUCUGCUUAAAUUGAAGCGUAAAGUCUGAACUGAAAUUUCACAGAACUACAAAACAAAGAACAUUGCUAACUCAAUUAAAAAUUCGGAAACUUUGCAGACUAAAAAGUAUGCAAACAAAAAUGGUCUGGUGUAAUUUCGCUUGCUCCUGUAGCUUCUUCAUCUAUCGGUGAACUGAAGAAGCUUGGUAGAAAUAUGUAUCGGGCUAUGAAUAGUUGUAGAAAUUCCCGAAAUAAAAAGAAACCGGUUUUAAAUAUUUCUUUGUGACUUACGAACUAUAUUUCUUUUCCGAACGUCUUCAUCAAGAGACGAUAUAAGACUGAGCACGAGAUCCUAUCACUAUACUAUUUUCUAUUUAUUACUAUCUUACACAAGUCAAAAUUCCAAAUUGACUGACUCCAUAAAUGUGAUGAUCAAUUCAUUUAAUAUUGAAAUGUCACGAUUCGCAUUAAUUGGCCCAAAGUAUUUUUUUAGACCGUUUGCUAUAACCUAUUUUAUGUUACGGGACAUGUACUUAAGAAUGAAGAGAAUACGUUUUAGUUAACUUAUAGUUUUCUUACCUCUAUUGUUAUCAUUUUAUGUUUAAUUAAAUAACUUAAAAUCUAACAGCAAUAAAGGCUUGUUUGUUAAUUAUUUAUUUAUUAUUUACACUUAAAAUUCUUUUCAUUAUUUUCUGAAUUUUCUAUCGCCGUCUGAAAAAUACUGGUUAUAUCACUUGGUAUGUACAAUUUUCAUAGAGAAUUUACGAAUAAGAUUUCACGAAAUUAUUUAUUUGGAAAACUGAAUCCAUUGAUUUUGUGCCAGAGCACGCACGUCAACAGCCUGGCUCAAUUUGUUUAUGCUGUUUAGGUAAAUAUAUUUGUAAGUAAACGGCAUUUGUAGUUCUGUAAAGUUUGUUAUAGACACCACGACUUCGAGUACUUGCUUUUAAUGUGUAGAUAAAAAUAAAUAAUGUAAAAUAAUACCGUUUAAAUGAUGCUGAAAUAUGAAUGUAAAUUUAUGAA
Molecule: messenger RNA, 7442 nt
Organism: Bombyx mori (domestic silkworm)
Lineage: Eukaryota; Metazoa; Arthropoda; Insecta; Lepidoptera; Bombycidae
Product: transmembrane protein 151B
Exons: 8
Coding region: 264-2069 (601 amino acids)
Source: RefSeq, a predicted model, not a curated record